Messenger RNA from Polychytrium aggregatum, 2518 nucleotides. RefSeq names its product WD40-repeat-containing domain protein. The coding region runs from base 230 to 2392 and encodes 720 amino acids. The record is from RefSeq and is a predicted model, not a curated record. Gene Ontology annotation, biological process: intraciliary transport. The transcript is spliced from 6 exons. Lineage: Eukaryota; Fungi; Chytridiomycota; Chytridiomycetes; Polychytriales. Gene Ontology annotation, cellular component: cytoplasmic dynein complex. Gene Ontology annotation, molecular function: dynein light chain binding; dynein heavy chain binding.
AGGUGAUCCGCGCCCUGGACAAAGAAAACGAACUGGCUUCUUCGCACCAACAGCUCAAAGCGAGCAGCUCGAAUCUGAUCCGGAGUGGUGCGGAUAUGCAGCACCAGAUUGCAGCGCAUUACUUCCCAGGCGCGGGGUGGCUUUCAAAUAUGUCUUUGCAUUGUCUCCCUCAGAGAUAUACACUCUGUCGUCUAACGACAGCCCUUGUGCAUGACCAUACUUUCUUUCUAUGCUUGUAGGGCCCAAACCCGAGACACCGACCCAUCCACUCCCUGUCCGUGUGGCUCUGGACCUUGAUGCCUCGCGACAGAAGGCACAGAAAACCAAGAUUGCAUCGCUGGCGGAGCAAAGGCGAAACAGGCGAAUGAAGGACCUCUUGAGUCUCAUCGAGCUCGAUGUCUGCAUAUACAGCCAUUUUGAAUUGGCUCCACUCAACGAAUACGAGCUGUACAUACGCAACUAUGGAUCGUCCAAUGCCGUUCAGGCGUCCACGCAGUGCAACGACGACCAGUGCGAACGCGAGUGCCAGACCGAGGACUGGGAAAUCGAAGACAAAUGGACGCAGGCGCCUCCCGAGAGCUUUGUGGACUCGGCAUCGAGCACUUGCCAGCUACCUUGGCUCUCUGCGAGCGAGUCUCGACGCAAGCCAAAGGCAGGACGUCCAAACGCCCCAUCGGCGUCGUCCGGAAAGCUGUUUGCAACCGAAUACGACACCGAACGGCUGAUCAAGUUUCUGAGAAAGUCGUCGCGGGUGAUGAACAUUCUCCUAGACGAGAAUUCGGCCCGACAAGAGGGCGCAUUCGAUCGGCGGGUGGACGAUUCUCUCAAGUCGAUCUGCGACGGGACGGCGACCCUGGCGAUCCCGCAGUUUUUGAAAGGCUAUGUUCCAUCCAAAGUACUGUUUUCUCCCACGGACCAUCGGAUGUUCCUUGCCGUGUGGAAGCUUGCUGACACGGCAACGAAUCCUGAUGCCGCUGGCCCCAACGCCAUCAUCAGCUUGUGGAGACUGAGCGAUCCCACGGUCCCGUACAGAAUUCUGAUCUGUGAGCCAGCAGUUGAGUGUGUCUCGUUUUCACGGACCAAACCCCAUCUCAUCUUUGGCGGCACGGCGGAUGGGUCGAUCCAGGUGUGGAACCUGCUCGAUCAGCACCAGCAACACACUCGCCACACCAACUUUAUCGAUGUCUCGAGCGACGUCGUCGAUGUCGUUGUGCAGACCCCGAGCUAUUCCACCGACGGACUGUAUUCGCUGGAGCGAGCACACGAGGACGUGAUCAAGAAUGUCGUGGUUGUCGAGACCGAGCCACUCCUGGCGAGUGGACGCUUGGGCCGGAAUCUUGGUCAAGAAGCGGCUCAAACCCUGGGCUGGAAUGCAUCAGCCGAGGCCGACGAAACGACGGCCCGAGUCGAAAGCGGAUCAUGCCAGCUGGUGACGGUCGACGAAUCCGGGGUGCUCUGCAUUUGGGUGGUGAUCGAGUAUCGAGAAGAGUCGUUCUCGGUCAACGAGCUGGACUUUGGCAUGGCGAUUGGGAGCUGCGUCAAGCUUGUCAAGACAUAUCAAACCAAUGUGAUACCUUCGGCCAAGGCCGAUGUUCCCUCCGACACGAUCGUCUACGACUGUCAGAGCUAUCCCACCAACACGGACCAUUUUCUAGUGCUCUCGACACACGGCGUCGUGCACUAUUCGCGGUGCCAGGACCGACCCAACCCUCCGACAUUCUUUCCAGCCUUCCCAGCGCUCGACGACUCUAUCGCGCUGCCGGGAGGCAAGCAAGAGCUCUACACGGCCGAAUUCUUUGCUCCCAAAGACCAGCCUCGGGCCCUCAGCUUUUCGCCGCACCACCGCAGUCUCUUUGUGGUUGGGUACGAAUCGGGGUUGGUCUGUCUGUUCUCGAUCUCUCAUCGGGUUGCCUUGGCGCACUGGCGAGUCGACGGUGCGGUGCUGUCGCUCGUGUGGUCGCCGCACCGCCAGGCGGUGUUUUACUGUCUGGACGAAGCCCAGGGUCUGUACGUAUGGGACCUGCUCGAGCACCACGCCGAGCCCAAGUAUGUGAUCCGGUUGCAACAGCUGUCUGGGAUGAAGGGCUCCGUGGCUCAGCUCGCCCUCAGCCCACUGCCACUGCCGACUGCGGGCCUGGUUUCGACGACCGAGUUGCAAGAAAACGAGGCAACCGACGGGCCGCUCACGACGUCGGGGUCGAUGGGCCAAGGACGUAACUCGAUGCCGCUUCAGCAGACGGGGAUGCGGACACACUCGACGCUGGCGCUGGCGUUCGAGUCCGGCAAGAUCGAGUGCUUGUUACUUGGCACGGAGCUGGCGGAGGAAGCCAUUGACGAGGAGCGUGAGUUUGAAGAGUUUCUCAGGACGCUGGGGCUCAUGGCGGUCGAGUGAGCUGCGAGGUCUCAGGAGACGAUGCGUGGAUUUCAGCGCUCCCAAAACGAAAUGGAACACUGUUUCGAGCCAGAGUUGUCGCUUGUUUCUGGGUCCCGAAUACACCCAUCGCCGUGUCAAGUGCGG